Messenger RNA from Rhododendron vialii, 838 nucleotides. Its product is annotated as SKP1-like protein 1A. NCBI's taxonomy places the organism in Eukaryota, Viridiplantae, Streptophyta, Magnoliopsida, Ericales, Ericaceae. The transcript has a single exon. The coding region runs from base 89 to 583 and encodes 164 amino acids. Gene Ontology annotation, cellular component: cytoplasm; nucleus. Gene Ontology annotation, molecular function: cullin family protein binding. Gene Ontology annotation, biological process: SCF-dependent proteasomal ubiquitin-dependent protein catabolic process. The record is from RefSeq and is a predicted model, not a curated record.
UGUUAGGCUCUUGCUUUCUAUUGUUUCCCCUCUGCUAAAACCUAGGGUUAGGGUUUCCUCUCAAUCCUUCACAACCAACACCGGUACAAUGUCGUCCUCUGCUUCUUCAGCGACCGAGAAGAAGAUUGUCCUGAAGAGCUCCGACGGAGAGACCUUUGAGGUCGAGGAGGCCGUCGCUCUGCAGUCGCAGACGAUCAAGCACAUGAUCGAGGACGACUGCGCGGGCACUGCCAUACCGCUGCCCAACGUCACUAGCCGUGUCCUGUCGAAGGCGAUCGAGUACUGCAAGAAGCAUGCCGAGUCGCCGGCGGCUCCCGAAGACGACGAUCGCGCGGCCGACAACACGCUCAAGACCUUCGAUGCUGAGUUCGUCGACGUCGAUCAGGGCCUCCUGUUCGACUUGAUUCUGGCGGCAAACUACCUGGAUAUCAAGAGCUUGUUGAACCUGACCUGCCAGACCGUCGCGAACAUGAUGAAGGGAAAAACUCCCGAUGAAAUCCGGAAAAAAUUCCACAUUGUGAACGACUAUACUCCGGAGGAGGAGGAGGAGGUCCGCAGGGAGAAUGCGUGGGCCUUUGACUGACAGAUCCAAAGAUGAUCCGUCACUUUCAGUCAAUUUAUAUUUUUUAGGCUUAAGUACUACAUAGGAAUGGUUGUCUAUUCCUACUUCUUUCUUUCUUUCUUUUUUUGUGACGGGUGGUAUAUGAUUACCUCCGACUUAUGUGCUAACAUAGUUGGGAUGUAGGUUGUGGGUUAUGAAUGUCGUUUUUUUCAUUUCUUGUUAAUCUUUGUAACUUCGGUUAUUUGAUUAAUAAAAUUUCAAAAAUUGUCCAUUCUA